AUGCUGCUGGCUCCUGUCUGUGUGCUACUGAUGCUUGUGGUCCACACUUUUGCUGGAGGUUAUGCCCCCAUACCCCACAUGAAGUACAUUCAGCCCAUGAUGAAAGGGCCUAUCGGACCUCCGUUUCGUGAGGGCAAAGGACAUUAUGUCGAUAUGCCACCCAUGAUGGAAGUGAAGGGGGAACCUGGCCCCCAAGGAAAACCAGGACCAAGAGGCCCCCCUGGGCCACCAGGCCUUCCAGGAAAACCUGGACAGGGGAAGCCUGGUUCUCAAGGCCCACCAGGUCCUCAGGGACCUUCUGGCUUUACAGGAAUCGGUAAGCCUGGACUUCCAGGACUCCCAGGAAAGAUUGGGCCAAAGGGGUUGCCAGGACUUAAUGGUGAAGUAGGCCCUCGUGGUGAACCAGGUCCCCGUGGACCUCCUGGGCAGCCCGGUCUUCCUGGCCCUGCUGGAUUGUCCUUGAAUGGGAAACCUGGGCUUCCAGGUAUAAGAGGCCCCCCAGGGGUUCGUGGUGAGCCAGGAAUAAAGGGUAUAGCUGGCCCACCAGGUGAGCGUGGACUUAAGGGUGAGAAUGGAAAUGGGGAUCCAGGGCUUCCAGGUCUAAGGGGUUCUCCUGGGCCAAAAGGGAAUAGUGGACCCCCUGGCUUUCCAGGUAUUGGCAAGCCAGGAUUAAAAGGUUUGCCUGGACUACCUGGUCCUAAAGGUGAUCAAGGACUCCCAGGGGAUGGAGGACUACCAGGAGAGGCUGGGCCCCCAGGACUACAAGGUUUGCCGGGGCCAGUUGGGUUGGGGAAGCCUGGGCUUGAUGGACUUCCUGGAGUACUAGGUCCACAAGGUCCAAAAGGUGAACCUGGGCCCAGGGGUAUUCCUGGAAUGCCUGGGACUAAUGGCUAUGGAAAACCUGGUCUGAAUGGACCAAAAGGAGAAAAGGGCAAUGGUGGAUUUCCUGGUCUCCCAGGGGAAAAAGGAGAACAAGGACUAGUUGGACCAGUUGGGAACCCAGGACUUGAUGGACAACCAGGACCACCAGGACUUCAAGGCCCAAUGGGAUUGCCAGGAAAACAUGGACUGCCAGGGCAGAAGGGAGAACUGGGGCCCCGGGGUCCUCCUGGACUGCCUGGACUUCGAGGUGACCAAGGCCCCAGUGGACCCUCUGGAAAACCUGGCAUCCCUGGGGAAAAGGGCAUCCCUGGGCCCAGUGGUCUUAUUGGAAAACCUGGACCUAAAGGUGAGGCAGGGCAUUCUGGCCCUCCUGGGAAUCCAGGUGUAACAGGUGUUCUGGGGCCCAAAGGAGAGCCAGGGUUUAUGGGAAGUCCAGGCCCUAGGGGCCUGUCGGGCAUUCCUGGUCUUCAGGGGCCCAUGGGUCCCAUGGGUCCACAAGGUGCCCCUGGCCUAAAAGGUGAACCAGGACUUCCAGGGCCUCCAGGGCUGGGCAAGUUGGGUGAGAAAGGUCCUAUAGGUCCCCAGGGUCCUCCGGGGAAACAAGGCCCUCCUGGACUUAAUGGCAUCUCGGGGCCUCCUGGCCCUCCAGGACCCCCUGGGCCUCCAGGAAAUGGCCAUACAGUUGUCGCAGGGCCAGAAAAUUCACAGUUGGAAGGGGGCGAAAUUCCAGAUGACAGGAAAGGCCCUGCAUACAGUCAAGUCCCACUGUCUGUCUCUGUGGCACCAGCCUUCACAGCAAUCCUUACCACACCUUUCCCUCCUUCUGGCAUGCCAAUUAAAUUUGACAGGACCCUGUACAAUGGGCAAAAUGCCUACAGCUCUUCUACUGGCAUAUUCACUGCUCCUUUAUCUGGUAUAUACUACUUUGCGUACCACAUGCAUGUAAAGGGGACUAGCUUGUGGGUGGCAUUGUACAAGAACAGUGUACCAGCCACUUACACCUAUGAUGAAUACAAGAAAGGCUACAUGGACCAGGCAUCUGGUAGUGCAGUCUUAGAGCUGAAGGAGGGUGACCAGGUAUGGGUCCAGAUGCCCUCAGAUCAGGCAAAUGGCCUAUAUUCUACCGAAUACAUUCAUUCUUCCUUCUCAGGAUUCCUGCUCUGUCCCAGAUAACCCAGUCUUUUCCUUAAGACGUCUUUCUACAUUUGCACCUCAGUGCAGCCCUUAACCCGAAAUACCUGCAGCCAUUAUCGAAACACAAGACCCAUAAAAUACUCAAUAUUAUUGCUAUAGUCUUUAUCAGUCUGGCCCUCAACAGCACAAGUGAAACAAAAACUUUGUGAAUGAAAUAUGGAGUUUUUAAAGGCAGGGGAAGGAAUUUCAUACUGUGUUCUUUAUUUCAGUGUCCUUCAAAUGUAUGUUUUGGGUUGUGUUUUAUGUUGGAGUUUUUAGCUUUUAGCUUAUUUUAAUUAUUAUAUUUUCAUAAUUUUAUUGUUAUUAUUUGGUCCAUGUCAUUAUUGUUGUUGUUUAUUGGAUUCAGACUAUUUAGUGCCUUACUUUGUAAUGUGCUAGAAACCUUCCCGUGUGACUGCACAUCCUGCCCACAUGCUCUGACAUAAGGAUGACAUCACCAAAC
Messenger RNA from Archocentrus centrarchus (flier cichlid), 2518 nucleotides. RefSeq names its product collagen, type VIII, alpha 2 (gene col8a2). The transcript has 2 exons. The coding region runs from base 1 to 2055 and encodes 684 amino acids. Gene Ontology annotation, molecular function: protein binding. NCBI's taxonomy places the organism in Eukaryota, Metazoa, Chordata, Actinopteri, Cichliformes, Cichlidae. The record is from RefSeq and is a predicted model, not a curated record.